AUGACUCUGGGAAUCUUUGCAAAUUGUUACUUUUAUUUGAAAGUCAAGUACUUACUUCAUCAGCAGAAGAAAAAACUACAAACUGACAUUAAGGAAAAUGGUGGACAUUUUUCCUUUACAUUAAAUCCCCAGUGCACACAUAUAGUCUUGGACAAUGCUUAUGUUCUGAGUCAGCAUCUAACGAAAUCUAUCCAAGAGAACCAUAUCCAUAUUGUAAACCCAGAUUUUAUAUGGGACUCUAUCAAAGAAAGGAGACUCUUGGAUGUAAAGAAUUAUAAUCCUAGUAAGUCACUGGACAUCAUACUACCUCUUGGUCAAAAAGAAAACAGUUCUGAACUGGAAACUGAUGCUUCAUCCCUGGACAAUUGCACAGAGAAGGAAAACAUUGUGGAACUCACCAAGUUUUAUACAGAGAAUGGUGAAGUUCUUCAUUUUCCUCAAGAAUUUGAAGUUGCAAAAUAUAACACCUUGGAAAAAAUUGGGACAGAGGGCAGGAAGGAAAUUGUAGUGGUGGAACUGAAGUGCUUCCAGAAACACUGGGACUGUCCUUUUCUAAUAACCGCAUGCUUCCUCCUGGCCAAUAGCAUUGAGACUACAAGAGAGUCCUUUGGAAAGAAAACUUCUGCAGAUGCAAGUGAGUAUUAUGAAAAUUAUAUCGAAGAGCUGAAGAAACAAGGAUUUCUGCUAAGAGAAAAUUUUACACCUGAAGCAACCCAAUUGGCAUCUGAAAAAUUGCAAGCAUUGCUUUUGGAGGAAGACAUAAAUUCAAAUAUUCUUAGCCAAGAGGUGAGUGAUUUGGUGGAGAUGAUUUGGGCAGAAGCUCUCGGCCAUCUGAAGCACACACUUCUCAAGCCAGUGGACAAAAUUAGUCUUAAUGAUGUCAGCAAGGCAGAGGGCAUUCUUCUUCUAGUAAAGGAAGCACUGAAAAAUGGAGAAACAGUAGAACAAUUGCAAAGGAUGAUGAAUGAAUUCUACACAUUAAUACCUCACAAAGAUACAACAACUAAAGAAGUUAACCUAAGACUAUUGCUAUCUAAGAAAGAAGACCUCUGCCAGCUAAUAAGAGACAUGGUGAAUGUCUGUGAAAGUAAUUUUUUCAAACCUAAUCCGCCAUCUCUUGCCAAAUACCGAGCUUUGAGAUGCAAAAUAGAAUAUGUUGAACAGAACACUGAAGAAUUUUUCAAUGUUAAAAAAGAGAUAGUGCAGAAUAAUCACAGUAGAAGUCCAGUGGACAUCUUGCAGAUAUAUAGAGUUGGCAGAGUGAAUGAAACCACAGAAUUUUUGAGCAAACUUGGCAACGUGAAGUCCUUGUUGCAUGGCUCUCCUGUACGAAACAUUGUAGGAAUUCUAUCCCGAGGUCUGCUUUUACCCAAAGUGGUUGAAGAUCAUGGCAUAAAGAGAACAGAUGUUGGCAAUCUUGGGAGUGGGAUAUAUUUCAGUGAUUCACUCAGAACAAGCAUUAAAUAUUCACCCUCAGGGGAGACAGAUGGCACUAGAUUCCUGGUCAUUUGUGAUGUGGCCCUUGGGAAGUGUAUGGACUUGUGCAAGAGAGAUUUUUCAUUAACAGAAGCCCCACCAGGUUACGACAGUGUCCAUGGAGUCUCACAAACUGCAACUUUUGUCACAGACUUUGAGGAUGAUGAAUUUGUUGUGUAUAACACCAAUCAGAUUAAACUGAAGUACAUUAUUAAAUUUUGCCUUCCUGGAGAUCAGAUAAAGAACUUUCAUCCUUGUGGUAAUACUGAAUUGGAGGAAUACAUACCUGCGUCUUCAAAUUUUUCAAAGGUUGAAGAUUACCAGUUACCAGAUUCCAAACAUUUCAGCAACAUCAAAGCUGGUCUUCAGGAUACCUCUGGGAAUUUAGUUCCUCUUGAGGAUGUUCACAUCAAGGGGAGAAUAAUAGACGUUGUAGCCCAGGUCAUCGUGUUUCAAACAUACACAAAUCAAAGUCAUGUACCCAUUGAGGCAAAAUAUAUCUUUCCUCUGGAUGAUAAGGCUGCUGUGUGUGGCUUUGAAGCUUUCAUCAAUGACAAGCAUAUAGUAGGACAGGUUAAAGAGAAGGAAGAAGCCCAUCGAGAAUACCGGGAAGCCAUUAGUCAAGGCCAUGGUGCUUACUUGAUGGAUCAGGAUGCACCGGAUGUUUUUACUGUAAGUGUUGGGAACUUGCCCCAUAAGGCCAAAGUUCUUAUCAAAAUUACCUAUAUCACGGAACUCAGCAUCCAAGGCACUGCUGCUGUCUUCUGCAUGCCUGCCACUGUGGCACCCUGGCAACAGGACAAAGUUUUGAAUGAAAAUAUUCAGGAUAGCGUGGAGAAGAUUUGCAUAGAGAAAAUAGGGACAAAACAAAGCUUCUCUUUAAGUGUGUAUAUUGAGAUGCCAUACGUGAUUGAAUUCAUUUCUAGUGAUACACAUAAACUGAAACAAAAGCGCACAGACUGCAAAGCUGUAAUUAGCACUGUGGAAGGUAGCUCUUUAGACAGCAGCGGAUUUUCUCUCCACAUCGGUUUGUCUGAUGCCUUUCUCCCAAGAAUGUGGGUUGAAAAACAUCCUGAGAAGGAAAGUGAGGCUUGCAUGCUUGUCUUUCAACCAAAUUUCAAUGUCACCCUCUCUGAAACAGCAGAGAAGAGUGAAGUGAUUAUUUGUCUUGAUUGUUCCAGUUCUAUGGAGGGUGAGGCGUUCUCCCAAGCCAAGCAAAUUGCUUUGUAUGCAUUGUCCCUGGUAGAUAAAAAGCAAAAAUUAAAUAUUGUCAAGUUUGGCACAGGUUACAAAGAAUUAUUUUCAUACCCUAAGUAUAUCACAAGGAAUGAUAUGCCAAGAGAGUUCAUUAUGGCUGCUACACCUACCAUGGGAAAUACAGAGUUCUGGAAAACUCUCCGAUAUUUAAAUUUAUUGUACCCUUCUCAGGGGCUAAGGAACAUCAUUCUUAUAUCAGAUGGUCACAUUCAGAAUGAGAGCCUAACGUUCCAGCUUGUAAAAAGGAAUGUCCAACACACCAGAUUGUUUACCUGUGGCAUUGGUUCUACAGCAAAUCGUCAUGUCUUAAGGACUUUGUCUCAGUGUGGUGCUGGAGUAUUUGAAUAUUUUAAUUCAAAAUCCAAGCAUAGUUGGAAAAUACAGGUAGAAGACCAAAUGACUAGAUUACACUCUCCGAGUUGCCACUCUGUCUCUGUCAAAUGGCAGCAGCUAAGCACGAAUUCUUCCAAGCCUUUACAGGCACCAGCCCAGGUGCAAUCCUUGUUCCGUAAUGACUGCCUCCUCGUCUAUGGGUUUAUUCCUCAUUGCACACAGGCAACUCUGUGUGCAUUAAUUCAAGAGAAAGAGUUUUGUACAAUGGUAUCAACUACAGAACUUCAGAAGACAACUGGAUAUAUGAUUCACAAACUGACAGCCCGAGCUCUCAUUAGAGAUUUUGAAUACGGCAUUCUCCAUGAAAAUGAAACACAUCACCAGAUGAAGAAACAAAUGUUGAAAUCUCUGAUUAUUAAUAUCAGUAAAGAAUACUCUCUCCUAACACAGUUUACAAGCUUUGUGGCAGUUGAGAAAAGGGAUGAAAAUGAGUCACCUUUUCCUAAAAUUCUAAAUAUUUUGGAACUUAUUGCCAGAGAAGAUGUGGACUUUCUGCCAUAUAUAACUUGGCAGGAGGAACAAUCAGAUGUUAGCAUAACACAGACUGUUUCAGCUACCUCUGAAUGGAAUGAAGAAUUGCAGCACAAACAUUUAACUAAAAGAAAAAUUGAAUUAUGCAAGCUGGAAGUUUCUGAAGAUGUUGACGUGUUUAAUUUAGCUGCACAACUACCAGUACAAGCUUCAACACUCAAUUCUGAAUGUAGACUUAUGGCAAAGCCAUUGGAUUCAUUUGAAAAACCAGAAAUUAAAGCAAAAUUUAGGAAAUAUUUACCCUUAAACAUAAAGCCUAUUCCCAAGCCUUUCAUUUCUUUUGGUGCUGCACCACCCAAACUCCCAGCUGCCCCUCAUAUUGAUUCUGGUUCCCUCUGUGCUCCCAACUCUCCUCAGAGCCCUCUUUUUGGUUCUCUUGCUGGUCUAUCUAAAUAUGACCAAGACCUUGAGACUGACAAUUGUACUGACAUUUCCCUUGAGUUGGAUUUCCCUUCAAGGCUACUUCUCCAGGGGUCACCAUUCAGAUCUCCUGCUGGUCCUCCUUUUUCAGCUGCCUUAUUUGGCUCAACACAACCUAAAAUUGAACAACCUAAAAUUUACCAAGACCAUGAAAUCUCCGGUCGUACUGGCAUUUCCUGUGGAAUAGACUCUCUUCCCAGACCACAUCUUUUUCUCUCUCAUCCUAGAGUUCCUCCUCCUAUUGCAGCUCCAGGUUUUACCUCUCCUCCUCAUUUUCAACAGUCUCUGGUUCCUUUGGGCACCAAUUACAAGCCACCAGUAGGUUUACAUGGGUUUACAAGCAGUGAAUCAACAGUGUCUUUUCAAUCAGAUAUUUCUGCCAGAACUGCAUUAUCAGAUCCUCCCCAAGAUGAUCUUUGGAUUUCUUCAAUUGAUAAAAGUUCUUCUGAAAUGGAAAGUAAUAAACAGCCAGUGCUUCAAGCAAGUAGCUUUUUAAAAAGAGUGGGAAAAUCUGAUGUAACAAAAAAUGACUUAUUCUUAGUCUUUCAUUCACAAGAUGAUAAAAUUUGCAGAAAAAGCUGGAAGAAUUUUGUGCCUUGGACUAAACUUUUCAGUCUACAAACUGAGGAUGGCUUUUGGAAACUUACCCCAGAACUGGGAUUUAUAUUAAACCUUAAUACAAAUUUAUUAAACACCUUUCUUGAACAGAAAGGUAUUCAAUCUCUAGGUGUAAAAGGUCAAGAACGUCUCCUGUCUCUGAUUGCCACAUUUCUGGUACUACAGUUUCUUCACAUCAAGUUGGAAGGAGUGGAAAUAGUCUUCAAAUCACUGAUAAAAUUAGAUGUCACUUCUAUCUCCAGGAAUAUUCCCUGGGCUAUUGAGCAGAUAAAAAGAGCAAGUGAAUGGGUAAGAAGAACUGAAGGACAAUAUCCAUCUAUCUGCCAGCGGCUUGAAUUGGGUAAAGACUGGGACUCUGUCACUAAGCAGCUACUGAGGAUUCAACCCACAAACACCACUUGUCCUCUUCACGGAGUUCUUAAUUGCAGUGAAGGAUGGAUCAAAUGA
Molecule: messenger RNA, 5142 nt
Organism: Orycteropus afer afer
Lineage: Eukaryota; Metazoa; Chordata; Mammalia; Tubulidentata; Orycteropodidae
Gene: PARP4
Product: poly(ADP-ribose) polymerase family member 4
Exons: 33
Coding region: 1-5142 (1713 amino acids)
Molecular function (GO): NAD+ poly-ADP-ribosyltransferase activity
Source: RefSeq, a predicted model, not a curated record